Molecule: messenger RNA, 1410 nt
Organism: Naegleria lovaniensis
Lineage: Eukaryota; Heterolobosea; Eutetramitea; Acrasida; Naegleriidae
Exons: 1
Coding region: 1-1410 (469 amino acids)
Biological process (GO): protein transport to vacuole involved in ubiquitin-dependent protein catabolic process via the multivesicular body sorting pathway
Cellular component (GO): late endosome membrane; ESCRT II complex
Molecular function (GO): ubiquitin binding; phosphatidylinositol-3-phosphate binding
Source: RefSeq, a predicted model, not a curated record
AUGUUAUCACCACAACAUCAAGCUUUAUCUUCUUCCUUCACAACAACCACAGAGGCUUCAUUGAGUAGUAGUACAUUUGAACCUGUCGGUAAUUUAUUUGCCCUCAAGGGAUUUGAAAAAUGUAGAUUAACAACAGCAGGAAGACCCAUGUAUGCUUCCGAACUGAAGGAAAUUGAAAAUAUGAUUGUUGUUGGAAUUGCUCUGAUCGAUAAUAACGGAAAGGAAAUGAAAGAUUUUAAUCAUGUAUAUUUAUCGACACAUAGAAUAUAUUUUUUGAGUCAUGCGGAAUCAUCUGGCAAUAAUGGAGUUUCUUAUGAUUACGGGCUUUCAUGCUCAUUAUCAAUCGUGGAAAGAGUUGAAAAAGAAGGUGGAGGAUUAUUCCGAUCACCAAAAACCAAAAUUCUAAUCAAGUCCAAAGAUGUCACCGGCGAAAUAGUAAUUUCAUUUAGAAAGGGGAAGCGAGACGAGUUUGUGGAAUGUAUUAACGAGCAAUUAAAGAAAAAGAAAUGGUUAGAAAGUUUACCAACAGUAAGCUCAACUCCAUUGUUUACGACACCAACAAUAACGUCGUCUUCGCUUGGAUCGAUGGUGUCAGCAUCUACGGACUCAUUAGAAAGUAUGAGCAAAAAACCAAAGAAUUUUCAAACAAGCACUGCAGGUAUUGCAGGUAUCAUGAAAAGAAUUGACGAGGAGAAUUUAGAAGAAAGAAAGGAGUUGGAUGAAGCCUUUUCAGAUCUGAAAAAGCUCAUGGAAAAAGCAGAAGAUAUGGUUAAUUUAGCGGAAUCAUUUAAAAACAAGAUUGUACAACGAAAUAAGAGCGUAACACAUAACAAUACGGCAGAAGAAAAUGAAGAGGAAAAUCAAAUGUUAGAUUUCUUACUGAACUUGGGUCUGUCUUCCCCAGUCACAAAACAAUCCAGUGGAGCUCAAUACCAUCAACAACUAGCAAGACAACUAGUAGAUUUUCUCGACAACAUUGUCCAAGAGAGAUAUGGAGGAGUGAUCACAUUAACAGAUGCCUUUUGUUUAUACAACAGAGCCAGAGGAACUGCUUUAAUUUCUCCUGAAGACAUGCAAAUUGCAUGUUCUUUAUUUGAAAAGCUAAAACUACCAAUGAAGUUAAGGACUUUUGAAAGCGGCGUUGUAGUCAUUCAAUCCUCUCGAUACUCGGACACUUUAAUGGCCAACAAAAUAGAAUCAUUUAUUCGAGAGGGAAGAGAAAAGGAUGCCAUGUCCUAUUGCUAUAUUACUGCUGUGACGUUGGCAAGAUUGCUGAAUAUAAGCGCAAUAUUGGCAAAAGAAUUACUGUUGUCAGCAGAGGCUGCCAAGAAACUAUGUCGUGACGAAAAUGAGGAGGGUAUUCGAUUUUAUUUAGUCUCUGAUGUUUUUGAUCCUUUUGUUAAUUAUUAA